UGCAAGCGGUCUUACAGAAUUUGCAAAAAUUUCGAGCGCGUGGUAUUUUAUGCCGCACUUUAUUUCGCCACUGGAAGUAAGUUUCGGAUUGUCUAGUUGCAGACCAAGUGAACGACCAGUACCAGAGCAAGUGCACCCAAGUCCCGGCGAUCCAUUUCGAUGUCUGAGGGCAGUGGAAGCGAGAAUGCGGCCGCAGCAGAGGCGUCGGCAGAGGCAGCGGCCGAGGCAGAGGCGGCGACCGAGGCCGCGCUGAUGGCAGAGGCAGUGGCGGUGGCCUACCAGAGCGAGGAUGAGGAGGCGGAGGUCGAGGUCGAGGAGGAUCAGGAGGCGGCCGAUAACCAGGACGAGGAGCCCGCCGAACAGCAGGAUGGCGAGGGGGAAGCAGAGGCCGAGGAGGAUGCCGACGCCAUGAGUGUGGAAAACGCGGAAAACGAAAGCGACAGCGGUGGAAAUCCGGAGGAGGCUGCUGCCGCCGACCGCCGCCAGGCCACCAAAAAGGAACUCACCCAGAUCAUCGACAAGUGGGAGCAGCAGCAGACCCAAAAUGGCUACGAUCCAGUGCCCACUUUGAGGAGUCUGGCGGAGAUCUUUGAGCGCGAGAAGGACGUUUACCGGCGCAAGGACCCAGAUCCCUUGGACUCGCGACAUCCCUACAGAGCCGAUCCCAGCUGCCAGUACGGAUUGCUGCUGAAGCUGCUCUUUCGCAAGGAUACCUUUAUGAGCAAACUACUCAACGACUAUCUGCGUGAGAACUACUUCAGUCGCCAGAGCGUUAGUCGCAGUUCUCUGGAACUGAACAUCCUGGCCUGCCGCCUCAUCCUGGAGAUCAUGCCGGGCAUGGAGACCUCUGCCGUCUUCCAGACCGCCGAAGGUGACGGCACCAUCAACCGCAUCUACACCUGGGCAGAGGACAGCAUUGAACCGCUGCAGAGCUAUGCCACUGGACUUUUGGCGGAAGCCAUGGAAGUCAGCGACAUUGCCAUCAACUUCCGGGAUCAGAACAUCCGCCUGGUGCCCAAGAUGAUCAAGCGCCUGCACAUGCUGCUGGCCAUCAGCAAGAGUCCGGAUGCGAAUACCUCGCUAAACAACCAAUCGGCGGACAGCAGUGCGGCGGGAAUGCUCAGCUGGGUGGCCUGCGCCAGCAAUGCCUCUGCACCGCAGUCGCCGCAGCACAAUGGCAGCGGAAUGGGAGCCAGUUCCUCGCAGCAUGGCGACGCCUCCAAUAUGUCCAUACUCUUCGAGAACAGCAGGGAUGCCUUUCCCGUGUCCCGCUAUUACAAACGGAUGUACAUCCCAUUGCAUCCGCCCACGGCGGACACCAGCCAAAUGCUAAUCAUGCGCUUCCUAACCAGCCUCGGCGAAUAUCAGGAGUUCCUGGCCAUGGCCUUUGAAAACAAUGUGAUGCAGCUGAUCUUCGGCUACCUGGAGAACUUGGAUCGCAGAGACACCUGCUUGGCCUACGAGGUUCUCAAGUAUCUGGCUUCGCUUCUCUGCCACAAGAAGUUUGCCUUGGAGUUUAUUUCCCACGGCGGACUGGAGUUACUUUUAAAAGUACCACGCCCCAGUUUGGCCACCACAGGCGUUUCCAUCGCCAUCUACUACCUCGCCUACUGCGAGGACGCCAUGGAGCGCAUCUGCAGUAUGCAACGUUCACUCAUUUCGGAGCUGGUGCGCUACGCCCUUUGGAUCCUGGGUCGCUGCCAUGACUCCUCCAAGUGCCAUGCCACCAUGUUCUUCAGUCUGAGCUUCCAGUUUAAGGUUAUUCUAGAGGAGUUCGAUGCCCAGGAUGGACUGAGAAAGCUCUACAAUGUGAUCUCCGUUCUGAAGAUCCUUGAUCCGAGUCACAAUGACAGCGACAACGACUCUGAUAUCAACGAAGAUGUGGAAUGUGCUUCCCGGCAAAUGGUGCGCCAUGUGUGCGUAGCUUUAAAGCGCUAUAUGGAGGCGCACUUUUUCUACAAGUACAACAGCUUCCUGUGCCAGCACAACGCGGCCUCCUCGUCGCCUUCGUCCAACCACUACUUCAACCAGAAUCCCACAGUGGCGGCCAAGCUGAAUUUCGACCAGCUGCACGACCAGAUUCGCACGCUCCAAGAGCACACCUCAAUUCGGGCUCACUGGCAGCCGGUGGAUCAGCUGAUGAAGCUCGGCGGCAUCACCAUGCUGCUCAGGAUCAUCGCCUUUAGCUACGAUUGGGUGAACAGCGGACGCUCGGAGACGGUGCGUUCGGCCUUGGAUGUCUUGAGCGUUUGCUGCAUCAUUCCACGCGUCUACGUGGUUCUCUGCGAACGUCUGCUGAUGCUGGACAAAACUACAACCUCGGGAUUCUGCUCUGUUCUGGGCGCUGCUGCAGGAGAGAUCACCUCGGAUGCGGAGGUUAUUAAGUCUGCUUUAGCGGUGCUCUGUCACUGUGUCUGCUCGCCCAUCAUUCGCAAGGAUAGCGGCAGUAGUCUGAUUAAGUUUGGAAACUCUUCGCGGAAGAACAAGGCUAAUCACAAGUACGCCGAGGAGCUGAUUGAGCGAGUUUGGGAGUGUGUGUGCUCCAACAAUGGCAUCGUAGUGCUGCUAUCGCUGAUGCAGACCAAGGGACCGAUUACGGAUGCGGACUGCAUCCGAGGAAUGGCCUGCCGAGCACUGGCGGGUCUAGCUCGCUCUGAUAGAGUGAGGCAAAUUGUCAGCAAGCUUCCUUUGUUCGCUGGCGGACAGCUGCAGACACUGAUGCGCGAUCCCAUACUCCAGGAGAAGCGGGCCGAGCAUGUGAUCUUCCAGAAAUACGCGCUGGAGCUGCUCGAAAGGGUUUCGGGCAAGACGAAGCCGCUCAACAAUCCGCUGGAUCCGUCGCUCUCCAAUAUGCACAAAGCCAAUGUGAUUGCCCAGACGCGCAUCCAGUACAACAAGCAGCAGCUGUAUCAGCUUAUAUUCGAGCACCUGGAGAGCAAUGGUCUUUCGCAGACGGCACAAAUGCUGCAGCGUGAGGUGGGUCUUCCACUGCAGACGCCGACCACGCGCAGCUUUCAUCAGUCGCCGUUUGACUACAAAUCGCUGCCCAGUGGCAGUGGUUCGCUGUCGAGGAAUCGCCUGCGAAGCCGCAUGCAAGAUGUGAAUGCAGCGAUCAUGGGGAGCACAGAUUUGAACCGGAGCUUUGGCGAGGAUUCAUCGAUGGCUGCGGGAGCAGGAAGCAGCAAUGCGGGCGACGGAGGAGUCAGCAUACCGAACUUUGGCUGCCUCAACACCACGCAGACGCCCAUUAAGAUCAGGAGGACAGAUAGGAACUCGGUGAGCCGCUCGAUUCAGAAGCAAUCGCUGGAGCCUGGCGGCAUGUCGGUGGGUUUGCCGGAUGACGGGCAGCUGCAUCCCAAGAGAAUCACCCUGAAUACCAUCGUCACGGAAUAUCUCACCAAUCAGCACUCGCUGUGCAACAAUCCGGUGACCACCUGCCCGCAGUUCGAUCUGUAUGAGCCGCACAAGUGUCCGGAUCCCAAGCCCAGUCGUCUGUUGAGCUCCAAUUAUAACCUGACCAGCCGGCAUGCUCGCACUCAAGCAGGAUUCAAUACAGGGCGCUUUGAUCGUCGCUAUGUGCACACGCACUUUUCGCCAUGGCGCAGCAUUCGAUCGGCCGACUACGAGGAUUUGGAGUUCACCUGCUGCGAUCUGGUGGGCAAGUACAUCAUCGUGGGCACGCAGCAGGGCGACGGACGAGUGUUCAACAUGAACGACGGCGUGGAGCAGUUCUUCUCCAAUUGCCACAACUUUAGCGUGGAUGCUAUUAAGGCGAACAGAGCUGGAGAUCUGGUCAUCACAUCGAGCUUCUGGCGCACGCCAACCAGCAUUCUGUGGUCCAUCGCCGACGAUGAGUUCAAGUUGAAGCUGCGUCUGCCUGAUGUCACCUACUGUGAGUUUAGCCAGACGGCGCAGGAUCGCCUCCUGGGCACCCAAAAUGAGUGCUGCACGCUCUUUGACAUCAAUACUGGCUCCAAGGUGGCCUCUUUCACGCCAACCAUACCCAAUCUGUACACCAAAAACCGAGCGACUCUCUGUCGAACCGAUGAAUUGAUUUUGUCUGAUGGCGUGCUGUGGGAUGUGCGUUCCGGCAAGGAAAUCCACAAGUUUGAGAAGUUCAAUCAAUGCAUAUCAGGCGUCUUUCAUCCAAAUUGCCUGGAGAUCAUCGCCAACACCGAGGUGUGGGAUCUGCGCACCUUCCACUUGCUGCAGACGGUGCCCGUGCUGGAUCAGCGCAACUGCACCUUCUCGCCGAUGCAUGUGAUCUACGGGGCCAGUUUGGGGGCGGACAGGGACCACGACAUGGAGACGACCACCUACGACACCAGCUUUAAUGUGCUGGACGCGUACGACUACUCGAGCAUUGCGACCAUCGACGUGAAGCGCAACAUCAACGAUCUAAGCGUCAGCGCCAACGGGAGCCUGAUCGCAGUGGUCGAGGACUACAGCGGCUACGAGUCGAAGCAGGAGACCUACGUGAAGAUCUACGCGGUGGGCGUGAAGAAGAGCGAGCGGUCGGAAGAGGAAGAUGAUGAGGAGGUGCCCGAAUCUGAUGAGGACGGUUCGGAAACGGGCUCCGAGAACACUUUUGCUCUAGGUCCGAAUUUCAUGGGAUUCCCGCUGCUGCGCAACCUGGGACUCGGCUCGGAUAACGACGACGACGACGGCGACCUGGAUGAUGACGGCGAUGAUGGAGACCUGAUGGACUCCGAUGACGACAUGGACGACGACGACGGUUCCGACAAUGGCGAUGACGAAGGCGACUUUGAAGACGUGCUCGAAUACUUCGAGAGGAGCAGCUCAGACGAUUGAGCCCUCCUCCACCACCGAUCCACCUCCACCACCACCGAUCCACACUGCUCCAUUGUUGUCCCCCUGUUUCACGUCUCGUCUCGUUCGAUCCUCUCUGUUGUCCUUCAGCGUGCAUCAUCGAGGGAUGAGAUAUCAGCAAACGUCGAUAGUUUUAGUCAUUUAGUUUUUAGGCUGUUACCAUUUACACCUUUAUAUUGUUAUUUUUGAAUUUUGUACAAACAAACAACACAUACGAAUGCCGCAGGAUUGCAUUGUAGCCAGCAAGAGAUAAUUAUUGGGAUCGCAUGAUGAGUACCGACUGUGAGAAUCAAAUCUGUAAAUUGUCCAACAAUUUCCAUUGUACAAACCUAAAUAAGAAUUGUAUACUUUUGCUAUAAAAACAAAAUAAACGAUUGUGUUAGAAUCAAAUGUUUAUCGUACGCUGUGUAACCAUCUAGGUAAUCCUAGAAACAAUUGAACAUGUAUAAUUUUAAGCCCCAAUUCUGUAAUCCCUUAUAUUUUGCAGACUUUUCAUGCGCCAAUCUAAGUGAUCAGAACCGUAUACUAAGUAAUUAGAAAAGAAUUAAAUAUUUCGUUUCAGAAAUUUGAAAAUUAUA
Drosophila takahashii is the source of this 5408-nucleotide messenger RNA. RefSeq names its product LisH and WD40 domain-containing protein mahjong (gene mahj). Lineage: Eukaryota; Metazoa; Arthropoda; Insecta; Diptera; Drosophilidae. Gene Ontology annotation, biological process: protein ubiquitination. Gene Ontology annotation, molecular function: protein binding. Gene Ontology annotation, cellular component: nucleus; Cul4-RING E3 ubiquitin ligase complex. The record is from RefSeq and is a predicted model, not a curated record.